GUCGAUUCAAGAGAUGAUGGUGUAACAACGCAUGAAUUGUAUUUAAAAUUUUGGCAAUUCGAUCUUUCUUCUCAAACAUAUGUACUCAAUACACGGGUCGACCACCCACAUUUAAAAUCAAUUGUCUCGUUAAAUUUUCAUCGUGGAACAAAUAAUACAUGUCCAAAUUUUAUGACUAAUAAAUUUAAGAUUUGGAAACUCAACAUUGACUCCAAGGAUUCCGAAA
Molecule: messenger RNA, 226 nt
Organism: Diversispora eburnea
Lineage: Eukaryota; Fungi; Glomeromycota; Glomeromycetes; Diversisporales; Diversisporaceae
Source: the annotation of a GenBank genome assembly